This is a messenger RNA of Rhododendron vialii, 1887 nucleotides long. Its product is annotated as sulfhydryl oxidase 2-like. The transcript has 12 exons. Gene Ontology annotation, cellular component: Golgi membrane. Gene Ontology annotation, molecular function: protein disulfide isomerase activity; flavin-dependent sulfhydryl oxidase activity. NCBI's taxonomy places the organism in Eukaryota, Viridiplantae, Streptophyta, Magnoliopsida, Ericales, Ericaceae. Bases 107 to 1651 code for a protein of 514 amino acids. The record is from RefSeq and is a predicted model, not a curated record. Gene Ontology annotation, biological process: protein folding.
UUCCGGCCUCCCGCUUUCCUCUCUCCUCCUACUUUCUCUCUCUUCCCCCCUUCUUCUCUCUCUCUCUCUCUCUCUCUCUCUACUCCCGAUCUCCCUGUACACGUCCAUGUCUUCCAUUCUUAUACCACUGUCCCUGUUCCUUUUAAGCCUCGAAGCUCUAUCCGCGUCAUCAGCUUCAAUCGGAUCUCGCUCGGUCCUCAGGGCCGUCGUCGUCGAAAAAACCGGAAACCAGCCGGAUUUCGCCGUAGAUUUGAACGCCACGAAUUUCGAUGCCGUCCUCAGGGACACCCCGGCCACCUACGCCAUUGUUGAAUUCUUCGCUCACUGGUGCCCUGCUUGCAGAAAUUAUAAGCCACAUUAUGAAAAGGUAGCGAGGCUUUUCAAUGGACCUAAAGCAGUUCAUCCAGGGAUCAUAUUGAUGACAAGAGUAGACUGUGCAUCAAAGAUAAAUACUGAUCUUUGUGAUAGGUUCUCCGUGGGUCAUUAUCCUAUGCUUUUUUGGGGCGCUCCUUCUAAAUUUGUCUCUGCUGGUUCAAAACCUAAACUAGACAAAAAUGAGAUACUUGGCAUUGACGACGGGCGGACAGCUGAUCGCUUGCUUAAUUGGAUAAACAAGCAAUUAGGAAGCUCAUAUGGCUUGGAGGAUGAGAAGUUUGAAAAUGAGCAUCUCCAAUCAAAUGUGUCAGACCCUGGACAGAUUGUACGCGCUGUAUACGAUGUUGAGGAAGCAACAUCAACUGCCUUUGACAUCAUCUCAGAGCACAAGAUGAUCAAUUCGGAGACUCGGGCAUCACUCAUAAAAUUUCUUCAACUUCUUGUGGCUCAUCAUCCAUCUAGAAGGUGUCGGAAGGGAAGCGCAGAGUUCCUUGUCAACUUUGACGAGUUGUACCCAUCAGAUAUGUUGGCAGACAAAAAACAGGAAACCAUCAUCGCUAAUGGGAAGGGCGCACUAGGAAAUUUACAGAUUUGUGGGAAAGAAGUUCCUCGUGGAUAUUGGAUGUUUUGUCGAGGCAGCAGGAAUGAUACAAGGGGAUUUAGCUGUGGUUUAUGGGUUCUAUUGCAUUCACUCUCUGUGAGAGUUGAAGACGGGGAGAGCCAGAUGGCAUUUUCAGCUAGUUGUGAAUUUAUUCACAGUUUCUUCAUCUGUGAGGAGUGCCGCCAACACUUUCAUGACAUGUGUUCAAGUGUUUCUACUCCUUUCAACAAAACCCGUGACUUUGUCCUCUGGUUGUGGAGUGCACAUAACAAAGUCAACGAGAGAUUAAUGAAAGAAGAAACAUCUCUCGAAACAGAUGAUCCAAAGUUCCCGAAGAUGAUAUGGCCUUCGAAACAGCUUUGCCCCUAUUGUUCUCUCUCCAAAAGCCAGGAACGUAAUGGUACUAGUCAGAUUGAUUGGGACCACGAUGAGGUUUUCAAGUUUUUGGGUAGCUACUAUGGAAAGAUGCUUGUGACUGUGUACAAGGGCAAGGGGCUCGAGGAUGGUGGGACCGACAAGGCUGUCGCUGAUGAUCUGACAGUCUCUACGAAUGCACUUGUGGUGCCUGUCGGGGCUGCAUUGGCAAUCGCCGUGGCCAGCUGUGCAUUUGGAGCACUUGCUUGCUUUUGGCGCUCGCGGCAGAAGAAUAGGAAGCCGAGGAGAAGCUGGAAUUGAGGUUGUGUUUUAAGGGACAGAAUAUUCACAUGGCCAUCAGUUUAAGGAACACAAACAGGUGAAUUCAGGAGAGCUGGAUAGGAACAUAGACACAAAAAGCCUUGUACCAAAUAGUCUGAUUGAGGUCUUCUUCGACACCCUCGGCCUUUUCUUCCGAAUAUAUCUAAUUGAAUGUACAGUUUGAUGACCCUAUAUUUGGAUUCAUAUGGUCCAACGACGGCCUUGAGUUUUUCUUA